Messenger RNA from Drosophila kikkawai, 1512 nucleotides. RefSeq names its product GDI interacting protein 3 (gene Gint3). Gene Ontology annotation, cellular component: cytoplasm. Gene Ontology annotation, molecular function: protein binding. Lineage: Eukaryota; Metazoa; Arthropoda; Insecta; Diptera; Drosophilidae. The record is from RefSeq and is a predicted model, not a curated record.
AAUUGUCGGUGGCCAAGUUAAAGUUGCCCAAGGAACACUCGCCACGUAUUUAAGCUAGACAUGUCCAAGAUCAAGAAGUUCUUCAGUCGCAAGAAGGAGGAGGCGGCGGCCUUUAAGCAAAAGCUCACCGGCAGCGGCAUGGGCGAGGGCCACAAGCUGAAUGCCCCCAAGCCAGAGCAAGCAGCACCCUCCGGUUCUGGUUCUCGGAAAAAAUACGAUGCCUAUGUUCCACCCAAGCGUAAUGAGUUGAGCAACGAAGCCAGGCAAGCUGCCAAUGCGGCACUCGCACGCAUUGAUAAGAAAACCUCGCGGGAUUUCAAUACCUCGCUGUCGGCGGUGAAGGCUCAGGCCAAGCGGGAACUCGAAGCAGAACGGCGCCAGAAAGAGGAGCAGCUGGCAAGUGCAGAGGCCUCAGCUUCGAACGUCAGAUGUACAGGCGGCGAGAAUCGCAACCUGGCCUGCGAGGGUGUCUUCUUCCGUUGCCCCAUGAUCAGUGAUGAAAUUCUACCCAAAGCGGCGUGGAAGGCCAAGAUCAAGGACUUCCUCUACCAGCAGCUGGAGGAAGAUCGUGGCCUCACCGCCUGCCUUAUCAUUCACAAUUGCAAUGUCAAGGAGAAGGCAGACGAUUGCAUUGCCACGCUCAUUCGGUAUUUGGAGAACCUCAUCAAUAGUCCCACCGAGGAGAAGUUCUGCAAGAUACGCAUGUCCAACAAGAUCUUUAGCGACAAGGUGCGUUAUGUGGAGGGUGCCUUGGAUGUCCUGCAGGCAGCUGGCUUCAGCGAGGUCCAGAUCGAUGGUGAGCCGUUUUUGUUGUGGACCCGAGAGCAAACGGAAGAGGAUCUCGACUUGCCCACCCUGGUGGAGGCGUUAAAGAACUCGGAGACGAUUCCCCUGGAGCUGGACAGGAAUAUAAAGGUUCUGCUGCCUUCGCAGGCACGAAGAGUUAUCCUACCCGAUGACUUUUAUCGCUUGUCACCGGAGGAGAUCAAAAAGGAGCAGCAGCUGCGCUCGGAGGCUAUUGCCCAGGCCCAAAUGCUGAGGACCAAAGCCAUGAGGGAGCGCGAGGAGCAGCGCAAUCUGCGCAUGUAUCGCUACGCUUUGGUCAGGGUUAAAUUUCCCAACGGACUCUUCAUACAAGGAACUUUCAAUGUUUUCGAGAAAAUCACCGAUGUGUUUGAGUUCGUGCAAUCUUGCCUGGCCGACGAGAGUCUCGAUUUCACCCUGGUGGCAACCAGCGAGGGCAAGCUGAGCGAUGAAGACUUGGAAAAGUCACUAUUUGACUGCAAACUCAUUCCCAGCACCCUUUUGCUGUUUCGUGCAAAUGGUGUCUCUGCUGUUGGCCAGACCGAGUUAAAUUAUUUAAAAGAAGAACUUCUGAUGUUGGUAGAGGCCAUGUAGAAGUACUAAUCCAGCGGCACUUUUAACUUUAUUUAUACCUUACCCCAGCUGUUGUUAUUUAUUACUUUCAAAGCUAUUAUUCAAAAUCAAAUAUAAACGCAAUUUACACAGAAA